AUGGGGCGCGCGCCCUCUCGCUUCGAGGGGCUUUGCGCCCUGUCAUGGCUGCUCCUGCUGGCGUUGCUCGCAGGCAACGCGCGGGCAAUCCUGACGGGGGAGCAGCUGCAGCGCCUGAUCGACGGGGACCAGAACGCCUGCCAGGUGUUUCUCCAGGAGGCUGGCAUCGCGGCUCUGCAGUCGUCGGGAGCGGGUUCAGAUGAGCGCUGGGACCACCAGGGCAUAUUCUCUGCGUGGGAGCAGAGCGUGGGGAGCCAGUACAGCAGGAUGAGUUGGGGCAGGUGGCGGUUUGCAGGCGAGGAAGACACCGUGCUGUUCCACGAGCUCGCGGCGAGGCUCAGGGACCUGGACGCGUCCCUCAUCAGCGCGGCGCCGCCCUGUGGGGCAGGCUGCCAGGCCAGGCAGCGCGCGGCGCUGAGGCGCGUGUACGAGGCGUCGCAGGGCCCCUCCUGGACGAACGCAGCGAUGCGGCGUCUCUGGGCGUCGGACCUGCACCACUGCUGCUGGCCUGGCGUCGUCUGCUGCACCGCCGACCACGCGCUUCCGACCGUGCGAACCUCAGCUGACGGGGAGCCGGCAGACAUGGGCACUUCCCGACCCUUCGCCACGUCGUGUGUCCGGCCAGGCGGGGUCGCCGCCGUCGACUUGUCGUCAGGGCUCAAUUUCAUCGGACAGGGCAGCGCCGCGCCGCCUACCCUGCCCGGGGAUGCACUCCUCGACCUCGCCGACUCCCUCGAGUACUUCGGCGCUACUGGCAUGGGCCUGCGUGGCGCCGUCCCGACCGCGGUGCUGUCCCUGCGGCUGCUCAGGUCUCUCGACUUGCGCUUCAACCGUCUGUCAGGGGAGCUGCCGGGCGCGACGGGGACGGCUGGAGACGGGAGCGACUGGUCGCUGCACUUGCGCAUGUCGGACGCCAUGCUCGAGGGCAACGAGCUCUCCGGGCCGGUCCCGGAGUCUCUGCGGUCCGCCCUCAGUCUUCGUUUCCUGGAUGUCAGCUCCAACAAGUUCCAAGGGUUGCCAGCGGGGCUCUUCGGCCUGCCCUGGCUGCGCGUGCUCGUGGCGGGAUACAACAGCGACCUCGACGUGACGUCGAUCGGCACCGAGCCCGCGGUCGGGCCGCGGCUCUUUCUCAUGCAAGGGUUGUCCGGGGAGUUCCUUGGGUCGCCCAACUUCGCCGUCCUGGGCCGUUUCGACGCCGCGCUCGACGCCGAACCGAUCGCGGUGCGCAUCCGCCGAGCCGGUCUGUCGGGCUCCCUCCCGCAAGCAAUCUCGCACUUGGACCUCGGCGAGCUGGACCUCGGCGAGAACCGCCUCACAGGGACCAUUCCGCCGUCGACGUUUUCCAUCGUGGCGCUGACGCGGCUCUUCCUCGACGGAAACGACCUCGACGGGGCCCUGCCCGAGCGCUCCUCGGUCCGCUCGCUCCAGGCCCUCGACCUCGCGGACAACCCGCGCCUGACGUCGACGCUCCCGCCGUGGCUGGGGCGAAAUCUGGACCUCACUCUACUGCGGGUCGCGAGGACCAACAUCUUCGGGGAGCUGCCCGUCGGGCUGAGCGCGCAGCGGCUCGCCUUGCUGGACAUCACGGACACGCUGAUGGCGCACAACCGCUCGCGGCCGAACUCCCGGGGGGAGCUGUUGCCGGAGUACCUGAGAUUUGGAGAGCAGCUCGACAACGUCGACGACGCGCAGAGGCUGCAGUGCAGGCGCGUGCACCUGGCUGGCGCUGGCGCGACGCAGGGAGUGGUGUCGAUUUCCGCGCGGUACCACCACUUCUCGGCUUGCUCGUGCGAGGAGGGAUUCGAAUUGCGCCCGGGGGACGGUCUGGAUGCUCACGUGGCAGCGCGCGUGGAGCAGGCGAGGACGAGCGCGGCGGGGUGGGAGGCGGACUUCGCUCCGCAGCCGACGCCGGUGUGCGUGGACGCUUCGUCGGGCGACGCGUUGCCGCUGGACGCACGCGUCGGCGUCAGCGUCGGCGCGGUGGUCCUCGUCUUGGUCGUCCUCGCGCUGGCCACCGCGUUCGUGAUGCGUCGCCACAUCGCCGUGGCGAUGCUCGAGCGCCGCAAGACGACCGGCCCCCCGCAAGCCAACCACUACGUCACGCUGGUGGUGACCGACGUCCAGGGCUCCACGGACCUGUGGGAGCGGUACCCGGACGACAUGAUGACCGCAAGCACGAUGCACGACAACAUCAUGCGGGACUUGCUCACCAGCUGGCACGGCUACGAGGUCACGACCGAGGGCGACGCGUUCAUCGUUGCCUUCCACACCGCUGACGACGCGCUGGGGUGGUGCGUCUCCGUGCAGCAGAAGCUCCUCACGGCGCCGUGGCCCGCGACGAUCCAGUCCCCCCUGCCCCCGCGCGUGGCGGCGAUGGGCCCGCUACCCUGGGAGGGUCGGCCAGCACACCCCUUCGACCCCUCCCCCGAAAGCUCAUGGAAGCCGACCUUGCCGCGCGGCGACGCCGAGGGGGGGCACGCCCUGGGGUACAUGUCGCCGAGACUCUCACAUGUCCGAUUCGAGAGCGGGGCGCCUCGGGAGGACCCCGCUGAGUCCCCCCAGGCAGUGGAGGUCUCCCCUGCCCUCCUCUUCGGGGGCCUGUCCGUGCGCAUGGGCGUGGCGACCGGCAAGCCGACUUCCGCGACUCGGCACCGCGUCACGGGCCGCAUGACUUACAGCGGCGAGGUGCUGCGCCAGGCCACGGCCAUCCAGGAGGCAGCCCAGGGGGGUCAGAUCCUGCUGUGCGGCAGGACGCGCACGCACGCGCAGAUGCGCGUCUCGCACGUCGCGGCGCGGGUCAAGAAAGGCACCAUCGCCGCGGCGGUGGCGCGCCGCCUUCAGCCGGUGCGAAGAGAGGUCUCCAGGAAGGACGUGGCAAAGAUGCGACGGAAGUCCCGGUUGACGCAGUUCGCCGAAGCUGUCGUGGGCUCCAGCGGGCACAGGGGCACCAUCUUGGGCGGCGGCCCCAACAGGGCGAGCACCCCGCAGCACCCCCAGGUGUCGCUGCUCGCGAACCGACGCGCGUCCAGUGGCGCACAGCGCCCCGCAGCCGACCAGCUGCGCGUCCACAGGCUGGACCCCCAGUUUGCGUCGCUGUCGGGCCGCGUGGCCCCGUCACGGGGAACGGUCUCCUGGUUGCAGCCACCUCCCGACGCCGGCAGCGCCAUCUCGGAUGCCGCGGACGACUCACGGUGCCCACGGCUGGACGAGGACGCAGCUGCAUCGCGCCGAACCCGGCGCGUCACGAUGUGCAGCGCGGCCGCGUCGGUCGGCGACCGCGAGAGCCUCCAGGUGAGGCCAAGCGGUCUCUCCAUGUCCGCCUCCCUGCGGCCCAACCUCGGCGUGCUCGGCUCCACGUUGAAGGAGAGCCGCGUAGCGCGGUUGCUGUCGACGGUCGUCGCGAGCUGGAGGGCGUCGCGUGCCAAGUCCGGCCUCGGCCAGGAGUCGAACGGUCUGCUGCUGCUGGACAUGGGGGAGGUCCAGCUGCUGCCGUCACGGGACGGCGCCGCGCCGGUGCGCGUGUACCAGCUCCUGGUUCCGCGCCUCGAGGACCGCGCGCGCGUGUUCGAGCGCCCGGAGUGGGAGGCCAAAGCGCAGCUGUGCGCGGGCUACUUCGACGCUCCGGGCGCGCGCUGCGGCCCGCUGGUGGGCUCGGCGGCCGCCCACGGGGGCGACUCAGGGAACGGCUUGCUGGCUCCGGCGCUGGACAGCAACAGCGGGGCGCAGAUCUCGCGCCAGCUCGACCUGCCGGUCCCGGAGAUCACGAUUUGCUUCUGCAUGCCCAGCGACUCCCAGGCGCUCCACGCGGGCGACGCAGCGAGCAGGCGGAUGCUGGAGGCGUACCGCGAGACCGUGCGCGUGACUCUCACGCGGUUCCGCGGCUACGAGUGCCAGGAGAUCGACGGCACCUUCAUGCUGGUGUUCCACGCGAUGGCCGACGGGCUGAUGUGGAGCACGUGCGUGAAGACGGCGCUGGAUGAGCUGCUCACGCGGGCGCAGCUGGGCGGGCGGGCGUCCACGCGGAGCGAGGCGUCAGGCGCACGUGGGGUGCCUGUGCGCAUCGGCAUGUACGAGGGACGGCCUGCGCGGGUUAUGCCGCACCCGUCCUCUGGCCGGGCCGACUACUUCGGGCCGCUGGUGAAUCGCGCCGCGCGCGUCGCGGCCGCGUCGCAGCCCGAGGCCUGCGCGACGGCGCCGUUCGACCAGAUCAUGAGGGCCUGCUCUUGGAUCGUCACGGGGCCCGGAGCGCACGGCUGGAUGUGCGAGGACGACGUUGGGCUUGCGCGCUGCCGAUGCAAGGGCGCGGCCGACCCGGGGGCCUCCGCUGGCUUGUUUUCCGGGCCGGGGCACCUUGUGGGGAUGUCAGCGCAGGCAACCUGGAUCACAACGGACGCCAACAUCCUCGACAAGGCCGGCGGCGAGGUCGUGCAGGACAUCCUCGCCGCGAGGGAGAGCAGGCGCGUCGCGAGCCAGGCCGGCGGGGACCGGUCGUCGCACGGACCCCGGACUUCGGCUUUCUCCGACUCGCGCUCGGCCGCCCGGCACCAUCCGUCCUCCAUGCAAAGCCGCAACCUGGACGACAGUGCCAGCGGCCUCGUCUCGGGCACCCGCACGAUCGCAACGGCGGGCUUCAUGCCAGACACGGCCGUGUCGCCCAGGGUUUUGGCGCCGCGAACUUCGCCGGGACCGCAGCGCACCGGCGCCCCCGCGGGCGGCCAGGAACACGCGUUCCUCAGGCGGUCCUCGGAGCGGGAGUCGACGCCCUUCACGGGCGCCUCGGUACACGGCCGGCGCGCCACGGAAACCGAGCGCAGCACCGCCUGCGGGCCUGCCGAUGCAGGCACGAGCUCGACCUCUGAAUGGGUGUGGACGAUGCGCGAGGGACGCUUCGAGGUGUGGCACGCGGGCCUGUACAAGAUGAAGGGCUUGUCGGGCCCCAUGGAUCUUGGCUCCCUGACGCCAGUCGGUAGCGAUGCUGUGGGAGCCACCGGAAUCAAGACGUCGAAGAAGAUCGAGAAGCUCGAGGACGGCUUGGGUCGGGCCGUGUUGUUGACGGUGCUGCGGCACACGGUGCUGCGCAGUCACCCCAAGGCCGCACAGCGGCGCGAGGCCGCGGGUGCGCACCCCCGCGGGCUGCUCGCGGGCUCCAGGUUCACUGCACGGAGGAGCUUGCGGAAGGUCCACGUGGCAGGGCCGUCGUUGCGGCACAAGGGCGGGACCGCGCCGCAGCAUCUCGCCGACGCGCAGCUACACGACCUGCGCCUGCCGGGCCUGCGGACGAACAGGCGCGUGAACGCGGGCGAGGAGCUCGUGCUGCCGCCGGGGCCGCCGUCGUUGCGGAGUUCCCAAGCAGCCCAUCACUUCCAGGCGACGAUCGAAGAGGAGGUCUGA
Molecule: messenger RNA, 5391 nt
Organism: Pedinophyceae sp. YPF-701
Lineage: Eukaryota; Viridiplantae; Chlorophyta; Pedinophyceae
Source: the annotation of a GenBank genome assembly